UUGCAAUCUAGAGCGCUCAGCCCUUUGACAUAGGAAGAACAGUUAACGUUACUGUUAGCUAGCAGCAGCCAUAAAGUAUUAACAUCAUUUGUUUCCUGGUUUCAUUUUAUAAUGUCAGCAAGAAAGAAAGACGUUCCAAUCCACGUUGAAAUAGCGGAUGAAGAACAGUGGUUGGAAGCCUUAUCAAACCCGACACUUUUUGUUGUGGACGUUUAUCAGGAGUGGUGUGGUCCUUGCAAGGCAGUAGAAAGCCUUUUCCGAAAACUACGGACAGAAAAUGGAGAUGACUUAGUUCGAUUUGGAGUGGUUGAAGCCAGCUCCAUAAGUGAUCUUACAAUCUUCAAGGGAAAGUGUCAACCUGUGUUUCUAUUGUAUUUGGAAGGUAAACUAGUUUCAGUAGUUAAGGGGGUUAAUGGACCUCUUUUGCAAAGGACAAUUAUGGGAUAUAUUGAAAAGCAGAAGAAAAAACAGGAAUUGGGCUCCAAAUACAAAAUGGAUGUGAAAGAAAUUUUCCUUAAAGACUAUCAAGAUUCAAGGCCACCCAAGAAGACCAUUCUGGAGGAAUCAAAAGACACUGAUGAUGUGGAUUCUUACCAUGUUGUCAUCAUAAAACCAGAUGCUGUGGCAGAGGGACAAGUGGAGACCAUCAAAAAAAAAGCUGUGGAUGCAGGAUACUGUGUGGUUGCAGACGAAGAGAGAAUUCUAAAUGAAAAGGAGAUACGUGAUUUUUAUAAAGACAGGGCUGAUGAGCCUGAUUUUGUGAUGCUCAUGUCAAGUGGGCCUGUUCAUGCUCUCAUACUGAAGAAGGGAGAACAUAUGGAUGAUGGAGGCCCACCUGCCCUCACAGAAAUGAUUGAUCCUUCUCAAGUUGACCUAAUAAGACCAAAAAACAGGUCAAAAGAUGGCCAGGAGGUGAUUCUGGAGGUGUGUGGAGACAGCAGCGAACUUGCAAGCAGACAGCUGGGUUUCUUCUUUCCGUCUUUUGAUUUUGCUACAGGAACAAUGAGAAAGAACGACUCCAGGAUUCAGAGAACUUUUGCUCUGCUUCGACCUAGUCUUGUGAAGGAGAAAAAAAAUGAGAUCUUGCAGGCAGUCCAUGAUGCAGGCUUCCAGGUGGCCAUUCAGAAAGAGAUAACUCUGUCUGAGGAGCAGGCCAGGGAGUUCUAUAAAGAACAUGAGGGCAAAGAUUAUUUCCAGAGCUUCAUAAAACACAUGACCAGUGGCCCAGUGCUUGCUCUGGCUCUGACUCGUGAAGAUGCCGUCCAGCACUGGAGGAAUUUACUAGGUCCCAAAAUCCUGGAGGAGGCUAAAGAGAAGUGCCCUGACAGUUUGCGUGCCCAGUUUGCCAUUGAUGACGUGCCGGUCAACCAGCUCCAUGGCAGCUCCACAAUGGAGGAGGCUCAGAAAGAGCUGCAGCGCUUCUUCCCUGUGGAGCACACGCUUGCCGUCAUCAAACCAGAUGCCGCACAGCAACACAAAAAUGAUAUUAUUAGUCGCAUUGAGUCAGCAGGGUUCAGCAUUUCUCAGGUGAAGGAGGCACAGCUCACCAAAGAGAUGGCUGAAAACUUCUACAAACACCAUCAUGACAAAAGCUUUUUCAACCCUCUGGUGGAUUUCAUGUCACAAGGUCCCUCUGUGCUAAUGAUCCUCAGUAAGGAGAACGCUAUCUCUGAGUGGAGAGAGAUGAUGGGUCCGGUGGAUCCAGAGAAGGCCAAGGAGGUGAGCCCCAACUCCCUGAGAGCGCGCUUCGCCAAAAGCGUCAUGGAGAACGCUGUCCACGGCUCCUCGGAUUCUGAGCAUGCCAUGGACAACAUUCGCUUCAUCUUCGGAGAUGUCUGCUUGUAGCCGCUGGGGCCAAAGUUGAAUGGCAGAAAAAGCCUCUUUCUGAGAGUUUCUAAGUCUUCAUUUACAGUUUCCUUUCUCAGACAAUAAAAUGAUGUGGUAGUUGACUUAUUGCA
Molecule: messenger RNA, 1958 nt
Organism: Alosa alosa (allis shad)
Lineage: Eukaryota; Metazoa; Chordata; Actinopteri; Clupeiformes; Clupeidae
Product: thioredoxin domain-containing protein 6-like
Exons: 15
Coding region: 112-1845 (577 amino acids)
Biological process (GO): UTP biosynthetic process; CTP biosynthetic process; GTP biosynthetic process
Molecular function (GO): nucleoside diphosphate kinase activity
Source: RefSeq, a predicted model, not a curated record